Gekko japonicus is the source of this 1382-nucleotide messenger RNA. RefSeq names its product coiled-coil-helix-coiled-coil-helix domain containing 4 (gene CHCHD4). NCBI's taxonomy places the organism in Eukaryota, Metazoa, Chordata, Lepidosauria, Squamata, Gekkonidae. The coding region runs from base 205 to 612 and encodes 135 amino acids. Gene Ontology annotation, cellular component: mitochondrial intermembrane space. Gene Ontology annotation, molecular function: protein-disulfide reductase activity. The transcript is spliced from 3 exons. The record is from RefSeq and is a predicted model, not a curated record. Gene Ontology annotation, biological process: protein import into mitochondrial intermembrane space.
GGCAGAGGCGAUCAGGCGGCGUCCAGGCUUUUCCUCGGGGUCCUUCCCGCGCCGUUAGGGUGAGAGGUCGCCGCGAGGACGCCUGGAAGCCGAAAGCGUGCGCUCGAUUCUGGCGCCAGCUCCGGCGUGGGAAAGAGCAGACGGGUCGUUGUGCGGGCCACUCGGCGUCGUGGAGGGAGCAACGCGCUCCGAGGUCGCCUAGCGAUGUCCUACUGCAGGCAAGAAGGAAAGGACAGAAUUAUAUUUGUGACCAAAGAGGAUCAUGAGACACCAAGCAAUGCUGAACUGGUAGCAGAUGAUCCCGAUGACCCUUAUGAGGAUCAAGGUUUGAUAUUGCCCAGUGGAGAUAUCAACUGGAAUUGUCCUUGUCUGGGUGGAAUGGCUAGUGGCCCUUGUGGGGAACAAUUCAAGUCGGCUUUUUCCUGCUUCCAUUAUAGCAAGGAAGACAUAAAGGGGUCAGAUUGUGUGGACCAGUUUCGUGGCAUGCAGGAGUGCAUGCAGAAAUAUCCUGAUCUCUAUCCUCAGGAGGAAGAUGAUGAGGAAGAAGGAGAAAAGCAGGACAAAGAUUUAGAAACUACUCCUAUAGCCAAAGCGGAGGUGGGAACUAGCUAAUGAAGCUGCGUGGAGGCUGUGGUCUCCCUUCCACAUUCAAAAAGACACAUGAACUUAUGCAAAUCACCUUCUUUUCCCCUCCACUCUUCCUUUCUCACCCCACUUUCCUCCUUAUUCUUCAAAAUGCCGUUCACCUCUGUCCUGCACACUGUAUUGCGAAAUAACUUACUGAAGCGGAGGACAAAGUCAGUCCUAUGGUGUUACUGAGUAAACGCUGUAGAGAGGUUAAGUAUGCCUACCCAUAGUGAAGCCACUAAUUUAACAAUUAUUUUCUACUCCAGUCAUGCUCCUCUUGCAGCUUAUCCUGUAAAAGAUCAGUAGAGACGUCCUACAGUAAACGAGGGAAUGGGGAAGAGAAUUUGUUGCUAAGGAUUUAGGGUCAGUGUUUGAUUUCAUUAAAUUUCAGUGAUUACUAAAAAUGGAAUGAAAUGCUUUCUUAAGAUCACCAGAGGCAUACGCUGUUGAGCCUUGGUGUUGUUUUCAGCUGAACAAUCUCCGUGCUUCAGGGCCAUAUGCAGUUUGCAUAAACUACUGAUUUCUAGUAAAUGAAAGUUAGUAUAGGGAUUGGGGGGGGAGUCAGAUUUUCGCUUUUUUUACAAUUUGUGUUGAUCAGCUCCUCAUGUAACUGAAUUGACAAGAAAGUGCUGACCACUGUGUUCCUUAAUGUUCCUGGCUUGCGGGAUUCCUUGUAGUCUGUCCCAUCUUCAGACAGGCUGAUAAAAAUAUAUGCCCUUGAUAGGAAAACUAUAAUGUUACCUGGAGUAACAGCC